Magnusiomyces paraingens is the source of this 2673-nucleotide messenger RNA. RefSeq lists its product as uncharacterized. The coding region runs from base 1 to 2673 and encodes 890 amino acids. The record is from RefSeq and is a predicted model, not a curated record. The transcript has 2 exons. Lineage: Eukaryota; Fungi; Ascomycota; Dipodascomycetes; Dipodascales; Dipodascaceae. Gene Ontology annotation, molecular function: catalytic activity.
AUGUCUAUAAUCAACCGAAACCAUCCAAGAAAUACCCUGAGCCACCGGUUUUUUGAGUUUCUCAAACGGGAGAUCAAGGAACAAUACUCAAAGAUUGUCAUUGCAGGUGAUUAUAACUUACAUCACAAGGAAUGGGAGUCAAGGGCAGGUCCGAAUACGGAAGCAGAUGAAGUUGUUGAGUGGCUACAUGAAAAUGAUAUGAUGUUAAUUUCUCCAAGAAAUCAAAAAACAUACAACAAUAGAACCAAUAUUGAUUUGGUUUAUGGCUCAGUGGACUUACUUCAUAGAAUUUCAUUUAGUGGAGUGGAUGAAAAUACACUAAGUGAUCACUCAAUUGUGGAGUGGGACAUCUCUAUGUCUCAGAGUAAAAACGGGGAUGAAGUUUUUACUUCGGUGAAGAGAUUGAAUAUUAAGAAUGCAGAUUGGGAAAAGUUUGACAAGGAGCUUUCUUCUGCCAUUAAAGAUUUUAAUGUGCAUAACAAAACUCUAAAAUCAACUGACCAAAUUGAUGACCAAACUAAAGUUCUUGAGGAGGUUGUAAAAAGAGCAAUGGCAAAGUCGAUGAAGGAAGUUAAGGUGAUGAAAAAGUCCAAACGCUAUUGGAAUCAAGAAUUAAGGGAGAAAAAAGAAGAUGGAACUCUCACUACUACUGUUGACGAAAAAAGACAUGAAAUAUGGAAGGCACUUCUACCUGAAAUUGAUCAUGGUCUUGAUAGAGAGUUUGAAAUUGAUGACGAUUCUCGAUGGCCAAAAUUAGAGUUUGAUGAAGUUGACUCUGCAUUGGCUGAUACCCCAAAUGAUAAAGCUCCAGGAGACGAUGGAAUUACGGGCGAAGUUUUAAAGAUGGCAUGGCUAAAUAAAGACUUUAAGGAAAGGUUUUUCAAGCUUCUCCAAGCUUGUGUGAAGUUUGGAUACCACCCAAAAGUCUGGAGACAUGGCAUUAUUGUUGUUAUACCUAAACCUAAGAAAUCUGAUUAUUCAAAGCCAAGAGCAUACCGACCAAUUUCCUUACUUAAGAUUCCAUCUAAAGUACUGGAAAAAAUUAUACAAAAAAGAAUGACCAAGCUUACAACACACUUACUUCCACCAGAGCAAUAUGGGGGAAGACAAGGUUAUUGUGCUACUGAUGCUGUUUUGGAACUUGUCCAAAGAAUUGAAACUAGUAAAGAAAAAAUUUCAGCUAUGCUCAUUGAUAUUCAAGGAGCUUUUGAUAAUGUUAACAGAAAUAUAUUGGCACACACAAUGGAGGAUAUGAAACUACCCAAAGCACUUAUAAACUGGACGUACCAAUUUGUAAGUGAAAGAGAAGCUAGUAUGCUCAUGGACCGAAGAAAAGGAUCAGUGCAAAAAAUUAGUACUGGAAUUCCGCAAGGCUCACCUAUUUCACCACUACUUUUUUUGAUAUAUUCCACACCAAUGUAUCAUGCCAUUAAAGAAUGGGGUGGAACUCCUUUUGGCUUUAUUGAUGAUGUGACUAUUACCGUUGAAGGUAAAAUUGAAGAAAAUACCAAAAGCUUAAGCAACAUAUUAGAAAAAUGUUGUAAUUGGGCUAAAUCAAGAAUGACCAAAAUUGAUUUGGGUGACAAAUUGGGUUUCAUUCAUUUUACAAAAAAUGUGAAACCUAAAGAUGAGAAAGUGCAACUUACUUUACCUAAUGGAGAACUUCGUGAACCCCAGAAGGAAGUUAAAUUGCUUGGAAUUACUUUGAACAAUCUGCUUGAUUUUAAAUCUCAUAUUUUGAAUAAAAUCAAUAAAGCAAGAAAAGCUGUUGGUGCUAUUUGGCAUCUUGGUGGCGUGCAAAAAGGUAUGCGAGGGUCUGCAGUCAGAUCACUGUAUAUUGCUUGCGUGAGACCAAUUGUCGAAUAUGGCUUAGAAAUUUGGCAUCAUAAAAUCUUGAAAGGAGAAAUCCACAAGUUGGAAGUGAUGCAGAACAUGGCUUUAAGAAGAAUUGUUGGUGCUUAUCGCACAACUCCUAUUGCGGUACUACAAAAGGAAGCUGGUAUUAUGCCAUAUAGUAUUAGGCUAAAAUUUAUGGUGGCACGAAAAGCUAUUCGUUUACACCUAAAUAUUAGCAAAACUAAUCCUAUUAAUGGUCAUUUGUUAACAUUGAUUGAGAAAUCUCCAAUUGCAAAGCUAACCACGCUUUACAUGUUGGCGAAAGAUGAUAGAGACUAUAUGAUUAAAAAGGAUGAAAAACGAAAAUGCAAGAGGGUUGAACCUCUUACACUGAUACAACAACAAAAUCAGACGAUUGGAAUUUUGAAGAAACAAGCAAUGGAAGAAUGGCAAGAAAUGUAUUGGAACAGCAGUAAGGAUCUGUGGUAUCAUAAUAUCACAGUGGAGUCGAAAUGUACUGAUAAUUUUUCCAAAAUGGUUACGGGAGUGAUCAUGAAGAAAGAUAGUCGAAGGAUCUUGAGUAAUAUUACUCAGUUUCGCACAGGCCAUGGCAACUUUGGCGCAUGGUUUAAAAAGUUUGGAAUUGAAAAGGAUAGUUACAACUGCAAAUGUGGAGAGCUGGAAACAGUUCAUCACAUUUUAGUUGAGUGUCCUUUGCUUGAAGAGGAAAGAAAAGGACUGAAACGGAUAUCUCCAGAGAUGGACAUGUCGACUCUCUUAAACAGUUUAACUGGCUUACAAGAGAUUGUAAGCUUUAUCUCUGCUUGGAGGGAUUAA